AUGGCCUCAUCUAGCUACUCUAACUCUCCUUGUGAUGCCUGCAAGUUCUUAAGAAAAUGCAUGAUGGAUUGCAUUUUCUCCCCAUAUUUCCCUCCAAAAGAGCCUCAGAAGUUCGCCAAUAUGCACAAGAUAUUUGGAGCAUGCAACGUGAGCAAGCUUCAAAAUGAGGUGCAGCCCUACCAGAGGGAGGAUGCAGUGAACUCACUGGCCUAUGAAGCCGAGGCAUGGAUAGAGGAUCCGGUUUAUGGUUGUGUUGGGGCAAUCUCAGUGCUAUUAAAAGUGCAAAUAUUGCACCAACACAGGGAAAGAACCUUUGUCCAAAUGUAA
Glycine soja is the source of this 327-nucleotide messenger RNA. RefSeq names its product LOB domain-containing protein 25-like. The record is from RefSeq and is a predicted model, not a curated record. NCBI's taxonomy places the organism in Eukaryota, Viridiplantae, Streptophyta, Magnoliopsida, Fabales, Fabaceae. The transcript has a single exon. The coding region runs from base 1 to 327 and encodes 108 amino acids.